AGCAUCUGCGCCGUUCUCACGUGACGUCGGUUGCAAAUGUAAACAAAAAUCAAACGAUGUAGCCACACGGAAACAAUAAAAGGUCAAAUCUAAAAUGGGGGAACAACUACGCGGAAACCAGGACUGGAUGUCGCAUUUACCCGAUGAGCUGCUUGAUGUAUCGUUGUGGAACUUAGCCAUUCCCGGGAGCCAUGACAGCAUGUCUUUCUGUCUGGAUUUGUCCUCUUCUGUCGUGAAGUCAGAGUCACGGCUCCUCCAAGUACUCGACAGACUUGCUCCCUGUUGGACGCGGCCUUGCAUAUUCCGCUGGGCCACCACGCAGCAAUCUGUCCUCAGUCAUCAGUGUGACCUUGGCAUUCGUUUCUUGGACUUGCGCAUUGCCCGGAAGCCAACAGAGUGUGUCAAGUUAUUCUUUGCCCACGGUAUCUAUACGUGGAUUACUGUCAAGGAGGCGCUGGAAGAAUUGGCCACCUGGCUGGAUGCACAUCCAAAAGAGAUUAUCAUCGUUUGCUGCUCACAUUUCAGUUGUCUGACCCUCAGUGACCACACACAACUUGUUGAUUACAUCAUAUCACUGUUUGGACCCAAGCUCUGUUCUUCACAGGAUUGUCCCACCUUGCGAUCGUGUUGGUCCAAAAAUCAACAGAUCAUUGUUUCCUAUGGAAACCAGGACAUGGUCCAGCAUCAUCCUGAACUGUGGACUGAAAUACCUUACUGGUAUGCUGACAGCACUGAUCCAAAGAAGGUGAUUGCGUACUUGGAGGCUCAGAAGCGCAAAGGAAGACCAUCUGGUUUAUACAUCUGUGGCCUGAACCUGACUGAAAGCAUUCCGUUUGUCUUCCUCCAUCCCUUCCACAACAUGAGGAAGAUUACCACAAAGGCCCUCGCUGUGCUGCUGGGCUGGGUGGCAGAACAACGAGCAGGACCCGAGGUGGGCUCCGUCAACAUCAUCUGCUGCGACUUUGUGGGUGUCUCUGACUUCUGUGAUUGCGUCAUUGGCCUCAACUACAAAAGGGUGGUGCUCAAAGAACACUAGACAUUCAGCACUUUGAUCGGUGUAAUAUUCAAUUACACAUGCUACCUAUAUUUUUAAAGCUUUGUAUAUUUGCAGGAUUUUAGUUACUUUGAAGUGAGCAAGUAUACAGAGUCAUGUAUUGUUAAUGUGAAUUAUAGUGCCAACAUUUUUAUUUUUUUACCUGAGUGGACGUAUGGGGGAAAAUCCCCAAACUCGCACUAGACUCUGGAGCUGAAUAAUGGCUGCUGAUAACAACUAAGGAACUUGGAUUUAUAGCGCUCGUACCGUGACGUCACCAUGUUGAUGGUGCUAUUUUGCCGGUCAAAAAGAUCUGCUCGACAGUGUGUGGGACAUUGAACUGGAGCAGAAUAUUCAAAAUGCCAGAGACUUGUUCUACUGUUGGUUGUCACAACAAAAGAGACAAAUAUUCAAAGAGAUCAUUCCAUGGAAUAUCAGGUGAAAAGAUGAUGGA
Messenger RNA from Syngnathoides biaculeatus (alligator pipefish), 1487 nucleotides. Its product is annotated as PI-PLC X domain-containing protein 1. Bases 95 to 1036 code for a protein of 313 amino acids. Gene Ontology annotation, biological process: lipid metabolic process. The transcript has 7 exons. NCBI's taxonomy places the organism in Eukaryota, Metazoa, Chordata, Actinopteri, Syngnathiformes, Syngnathidae. The record is from RefSeq and is a predicted model, not a curated record. Gene Ontology annotation, molecular function: phosphoric diester hydrolase activity.